GGAAAGAUCAGCUAGGGAAUACCGCCACAACGCGUCUCCCAAGAAAGCCUUCAUCGUCGCAUACCACAUCCGUCGCGAAAGAUAACGACCCUCUAAAUCGCCAUUCAAUACGAACCGAGAAUCUACUCCAUCAGAACGAACAUGCAGCCUCACUAUAGGCAUGCAGGCUAUAGUCAUGCCGGGCAACAAGGUCCCCAAAGACCUCUACAGCCGAGCCAGCGACGAGGUGGGAUAGGCCCCAUGGUAAUGCCUGGAGGACAACCGACCCCGAAUAGAGCCGCUCUACACCCGGCGAUGCCUACCGGCCCCCAAGCGCAACACGAUGCCUCGGAAUUGGCCCACUCCUCCCUCAAUGCUGCCAAGCGGAGGAGUCGCAAACCUGCCGACAAGAAUCUGCCAGAGGGCAUCGAAGACUGCUUGAUUGAGUCGGAGCUGGCCCAGAGGUACAAGGAUCUCCGAGAUCUCGAACAGCGCCUCGAUGCCAUCAUAACGCGCAAACGCCUCGAUAUGGUGGAUACUAUUCAUCGACACGGAAAGCGCUCUAAGACACUCCGCAUCUGGAUCAGCAACACGGUGGAGGAUCAGCCCUGGCAAGUUGGUGGCGUGAAGACGGAUGCCUUCGAUUUCAGUCGCAACUUGGAGGCAUCUUAUCGUGUCAAAAUAGAGGGUCGCUUGCUCGAUGACGACGACGACUCGCUGUCAGAACAAGCGUCCAGCGCUUCUGAGGAGGGCGCCGAGGGGUCUUCGGGUUCUACCAGACCCGCCCGCCCUAAGGCCCGGGGACCCAGCUUCACCCAUUUUUUCCAGAGAAUGGAAGUCGAAUUCGAUAAAAGCUAUUCGCGUGCGGCGGCAAAUCAGACCGUCAGUUGGGUCAAGGCAAGGUCGUCCAAAUCGACGGCUUCCGUCGAGGACUUUGAUGAACUCACGUUCAAGCGCAACGGUAGCGAGAACAUGAACAUCACCAUAUUCUUAACCCGCCAUGAAGAUCCUGAACGGUACAAGCUGAGCAAUGACUUGUCGGACAUUGUCGACAUGCCGGAUGCCAAUCGCCAGGAUGUGUUGACAGGCAUCUGGGAAUACAUCAAGUUCAUGGGCCUGCAGGAGGAUGAGGAGAAGCGCAUUUUCCGAUGCGACGAGCUUUUGAAAAAGAUUGUGCCAAACAGCGACGUUUGUUCCAUUUCUGACUUGGACCGGUUUAUCAACGCACACCUCGAGGCCUUGGAUCCUGUCCAGCUACCCUACACCAUACGGGUCGACGAAGAAUUCCAUGAAGACCCACAACCGACCAUCUAUGACAUUGAGGUCUCAGUCGAUGAGCCAUUGCGCGCCAAAGCUCUCCCUUUCAUCAUGAACCCAGCAUAUGCCGAGAAUCUCCGAGAGAUCGUGGCUCUGGACGAGCAUUUAGCUUUGGUGGCCGAGGCCGUCUCUGCCUCAAAGGCCAAGCACACGUUCUUCACCUCGUUGGGUCAAGAUCCUGCUAUCUUUAUGAAGGACUGGCUGAGUUCUCAAAAGCGAGAUCUUGAAGUGAUUAUGGGAGAAGCACCCAGAGGCAUAAGCGACGAUGUGACUACUGACAAUUGGCGGCGUGGUGGGCCGGAGAGUGUUUGGGCGAGUUCGAAUGCACGCGAAAGCGUGAGCCUUCUUCUUGCCCGGCCCUCACGGUAAGCAUCGCAGAAUAAGAAGAGGCAAAAGCAUUUUCUUUUUCUUUUCAUUUCCCCUCCUCUUGUGUCCAAGUAGCCGCGGCUGCAAUAAACUCGCGGAACGAAAGGGGGUUCUACCGGCACACCGGAUUAUGGGUCAUUUUGUGGGCGUUGGGGGUGUCGGGAGGUCAGUAGCUUAGAGAUUUGGCGCCAGUCCUGUUACCGAGGGCACCUUGU
Molecule: messenger RNA, 1877 nt
Organism: Sodiomyces alkalinus F11
Lineage: Eukaryota; Fungi; Ascomycota; Sordariomycetes; Glomerellales; Plectosphaerellaceae
Exons: 4
Coding region: 142-1665 (507 amino acids)
Biological process (GO): regulation of transcription by RNA polymerase II
Cellular component (GO): nucleus; SWI/SNF complex
Source: RefSeq, a predicted model, not a curated record